This is a messenger RNA of Paramecium pentaurelia, 654 nucleotides long. The record is from the annotation of a GenBank genome assembly. NCBI's taxonomy places the organism in Eukaryota, Ciliophora, Oligohymenophorea, Peniculida, Parameciidae.
AUGAAUCAAGGAUGGGAAGUAAAUGAGGACCACUACUUGGAACAUUUGAUAUAAAAUCCUUUACAUUUUUAACGAAAAGUAUCACAAUAAUUAGAAAAACCUGCUAUUGUUGCAACUUAAGAAUCCCCUAAAACAAGGAUGAGAUUCAGAACAGCAUCUAUACCAAAAUUAGAAAAUAGUGGUAAACAAAAUUCUCCAAUAAAAAAAACAGUCAUAGAACCCUAAUAAAAAGGGGAAUAACAAAUAAAAUAUCAAGCAUCUCCAAAAAUUUUAAAAACUCCUAUAAGAUAAUAGAAAUUAUAAUUAUUUCCAUAGCGAAUAUCUUUAAGAUCCACUCUUUAUCAAAAAACUCCAAUGGAGGAAAGCAGCCCAAUAAAGUUGGGGAGAACUCUUUAACCAAAGCAAUUCAAUCCAAUUUUGUAGAAUGUCAAUGAAACACAUUAUAAUGGUUUAAAAGGAUAGACAAGGUCAGUUAAGAGUGCAUCAAUGAGCAACUUAUUGAACAAUGAGGAGCGUUUAUAAUACAAAAAGAGAAUUGAAGAUUUUGUUUUCAAAUUGAGACCAUAAAGAAAUGCUAGUAUUUUAUAUGUUAAUUCAUAAAAUUCUGUAUAAAGUAUUUCAGAUGAUACUCUACUAAGAAAAAUCUUAAAAUGA